UGUGAUUUCGGGGCCAGGAGAACGGUAUUGCAUUUGUACUAAUCUAUGAAAACGCUGAAAUGUAAUUUGUUAAACUGUAGAAAUUUUUAAAAAAGCAACCCCUGGUAGAAAUAAAACUGAAUCCAAAUCCCGCAGAGAAAAUUGGCGUUGCAGUCAUCUUUGAAUUAAGAAUUUAGCAUAGUACACCAGUGCAGAUGUGCAGCGCUUCUGUUUUUCAUUACUUUUGAACAACUUCAUGCAUUUUGCUUUCACUGCAUCAAACUGGGUGUAAUCGGGCUUCAUUUAACUUAUGUUUUCUGUGACUCAUGCCGACGGUAUUUAGACCACUUUUCCCAAGUUCUUGAGAGCAUCACUACGUGGGAUUUGAUUUGUCGUAUAUGAGCUCCUUAAACUUGAAAAUAUUACACCAGUCAGAUGUUUUUUUUUUCACUCCCAAGUUGGAGCUCUACUCAUUCAUCCGAUUCAUGUUGUGCGUGUAAACCUGAAAUCGUUUUCUUUAGAAAAGAACUCAACUUCCAUGCAAACCACUCACAUACUUUUAAUUAGGUGUACAUGUGGAGGAUUAACGUUGUCAUUCAGAUCCGUUAAACUUUUAACUUAUAACUCGUCUGGGAUCAGGACAGGAGGGCUGCUGCACGCAUAUUUCUUUGGUUUUGGAAAAUGGGAAGGAAAUCGAAGUCGGGAUACUACUGCAGCAAAUCGGCAGCGUGUUGUUUUGCCCUGUUGUUCACCGCCCUGGUGAUCGGGUUCAUCACAGUGUCUGCACUCUAUGGAAAAGCUCGGAAGCUUUUGCAAACCACAUCGGUGGCACAACUUAACCACAGCUGCAAUGAAAGCAUAGAGUCCAGCCAAAAGUCCUGGCGUACCUGGGAGGCACCCCGGCUUCCGGGCACUCUGUGGCCCCUGAAUUACCAGCUGGAGUUGUGGCCCAUGAUGGAGCCACACAAGUCACUCGAGGUGGAUGAGCAUUACAACUUGUCCGGUCAGGUCAACAUUACUUUUGAAUGCCUACAGGAGACUGACCUUAUUAUCCUGAACAGUGCCAAACUCAACUACACUACAUGGAAUUUAGAAGCACUGAAUUACACCCAUACAGAAGCCCCUGAAAUCCUAAAUACUUGGUGGACCCCCCAAGUGGUUCCUAGCAAUACAACGUACUACCUGGUGCUAGAGUUGAAUGACACCCUUAAGAAAGGUGGCAUAUAUAUGGUACAGCUCUGGUAUGUGGGUCAUUUUGGGGAUUUUCCUGAAGGACUUUUUUUAUCCCACUACGUCGACAAAGAGAGCAACAUGACACUGAUUGCAACUCAAAUGGAGCCAUUAUGGGCAAGAACUGUGUUUCCAUGUUUUGAUGAGCCUGCAUUGAAGGCAACAUUUGACAUUAGAGUUGUCCAUCUACCUAAUUAUGUGGCGUUAUCUAACAUGCCUGAAGUUGGUGUGUCAAUUAGAGAAGAUGAGAGUGGAACUAACUGGACUGUCACUUCAUUUGGCACAACUCCAAAAAUGUCAACAUACUUAGUUGCUAUUCUAAUAGCUGAUUUUGACUACAUCAAUACAACUGAGAAUGGAAAAGAGAUACGAGUUUGGGCUCGUAAAGAUGCUGUGAAAAAUGGUGAGGCUGGUUAUGCUUUAAAUAUCACCGGCCCACUUCUUACAUUCUUUGAAGAGCUCUUUGAUGUGAAGUACCCAAUAUCAAAAUUAGAUAUGAUUGCAUUGCCAAACUUUUUAGGCGGUGGAAUGGAAAACUGGGGCCUGGUAAUGUUUAUUGAGACAGCUCUGCUAUAUGACUCAAAGCAGUUGUUCAGCAAUAAGGAGAAUAUUCGUUCGAUUGUUGCACAUGAGCUGGCACACCAGUGGUUUGGAAAUUUGGUGACCAUGAAAUGGUGGAACAAUAUCUGGCUCAAGGAAGGCUUUGCAUCAUACUUUGAAUAUGUAGUCUACAAGCAUGUUCAUUCCGAUAUGGAGAUGGACAAGGCUUUUGUCUACAAUGAAUUUGACAACGUGAUGAGUACAGAACUAUCUGGUUUUCAUCGUCAUCUGUCCGUGCAUGAUGAAUACAGUGACAUUGACAGCUUGUAUGACACAAUUACUUACAAAAAGGGUGCUGCAGUGGUUCGUAUGAUUUCCAGUAUUCUUACCGAGAAACUGUUUUUUAAGGCACUCAGGUCCUUCCUUAAAGCAUAUUCAUAUGCAAGUGUUGAACAGGAUGACUUGUGGAAUCACUUGCAAGAGACUUUAGAUAAUCAGACAGAAGUUCAACUCCCAGCACCACUGAAAACGAUUAUGGACUCCUGGACAUUGCAGGUCGGAUUUCCAAUUGUCACACUUAACACAUCCAUUGGUCAAAUCAGCCAGGAAAUGGUAGACUUACAAGGAGAAAAUGAAACAACACUUGGAAAUUCUUCUUGGUAUAUCCCCAUAUAUUGGAUGAAAAAUGAAACUGUGCAACAUUUGAACUGGUUAAGUACAAAAUCUAGUGUGAUUCCUGAAAUGCAAGUGUCCUCUGAAGAUGAGUGGGUUCUGAUAAAUGUGAAUACCACUGGAUAUUUUAAAGUUAAUUAUGACAAGUCCAAUUGGAACCGUUUGCAGUUACAGAUGAGCAGAGAUCCUAAUGUCAUUCCAGUAGCCAGCAGACUGCAGAUGGUGCCAGAUGUCAUUAGUUUAGUAAACACUGGUCAAAUUGAAAUUGAGACUGCUUUAAAUUUGACAAAAUACUUCGACAAAGAGGAAGAACCUUUAGUUUGGUAUUCAGUUCUAGAAGGGACUAAAUUUUUCCGGAAUCGGAUGAAAAGUUUUUCUUCGUUUGGUGUUCUUAAGGAAUAUAUGUUAAGCAAACUUACCCCCAUCUAUUACCGUUACAUGAAUCUCUCCAAUCGGGGUUUUAGAGAAAUGGAUGAUCGUAAUAUUCAACGUGCUGUCUUGAGAAUUAUUCAAACAACAUGUUGGUUAGGACAUAAGCACUGCCUGCAGGAAAUGUCUUCAAUUUUCUCAUGGUGGAUGCAGGAUCCUGUGAAUAAUACGAUCCCUAAGUACCUAAAGAAAACUGUAUUUUGCUAUGGUAUUGCAACAAGCACAGAAAAGGAAUGGGAUUAUCUCUGGAAAUGGUUUCUAUCUCUGGAGCCAGAAACAGAUCAAAUGAUAGUACUUUCAAGCCUGACCUGCAGCAAUGAAGUAUGGAUACUCAACAGAUACUUGCAGUAUUUAUUGGAUUCAUCAUUAAUCAGUUGGUAUGAUAUAACACACAUCGUUAAACUCUUAGCAGAUAGAGACAUUGGUCAUCCAGUAGUGUAUGACUUCAUCAGAGAAAAUAUGGAAGAACUUAAGUUAAAAAAAAACAUGACAUUGCCUUCACUUGUACAUUUGUUGGGAGAUAUUAUGAUCACAGCAAGAAGUGAUGCUCUGAUUCAGGAGGUGGAGCAAUAUGUUAACAAACUGGAGGAACAGAAAUACAUGGAAAACACUGCUAAGUACAUUGAAAGCAUAAAAAAGGCAAACAUUAAAUGGAGAAAGGAAGUCCAUGAAAGAGUCUAUGCGUGGCUAAAAGGAGCUAUAAAAGAUUCUGGACAAUGAAGAAUGCAGCAAAAAAAAAAUGAGUGUAAUCUGUAUUUUUAAGAACUGUGUUCUUAUUUAACCACUGGAAAAGUAAUGACAGUUCUGAUGGAAGAAGUUGGCAAAGCGGAAAAAUGUAUUGCUGUUUAAAGGAGAAGCAUUUCCUUUGUGCUCUAACACUGACACAGACAUGUUGAUAUAAAUUAUUCUGAGGUGUGCUGGAAAGCAAUCAAAGUUCUAAAUGUACGAGGUGCAAGUACUGAAGUAAAUCAACUACAUGUAUGGGCGUACUGCUUUUGUACAAAGAUGUCUUGCUCUGCCCUUGCACCAAAUUUUAGUAUAAUAUAAGCUCCUUCUGACUCACAACUAAGCUAUAGGCUUUGUGUAGCUUCUUAGGUGCAUAACUCUCUGAUUUUGAAAGGAGGCUCAGAAUAUGCAAUGUUAUUAAAAUUAAACUCGAUCUCUUAUUUUAUGUUCUAGCAACAAGCUCUUGCUGCUUUAAUUUCCUACAGCACACAAUAAUUAUUCUUCCAGAUGUCCUCAAAGAUGAAGGUCCAUGUUAAUUUGAAACAGUAUUCCCAUUGUAUGUUUUAUACGUCACUUUAAACGCUGCAUGAUGAAACAAAUGAGUUCAGAGGCUUUGAUACAAGUCUAUAAACUUUAAAAUGGCUUCACAUUUCUUUGCAGAUACAACACAAAGAAUAUACUUUGCUAAUGGCUUGUGUCACAGAACAACUACUCAGAAAAAUGUUACCUUUGUUUCAAUGUUUUCAAUCCAGUUUUUAUUUUAAAUCUGAAGAACUUUAAGGAACAUGUCUUACCACUCGCACACAUAUUGUUGUAAACUACCUCUUACAUUUAGCUUUUGACACAUAUCAUCCACAACUGCACACUUCUACUAAACCUUUUCCCACCUUCAGAAUGUUCCAUUGUCUAAUGAAUAUUUUACCCAUUUCUGCUACAUUUGAUGUAAAUACAACCAUUUGUACUUUGCCUCUAAUUAACUUCACCUUUGUCUUAGUAUCUCAGUUUAAUAUGGAUGAGCUAUCUUUUAUAGUCUAUACUGUAAUUUCUAUACUGUAAUUUGCUUGUUUUAUGCUGUACUGUUUUACAUUGUAAUCUGCUUAGUUAUGGAGCUUUUCUCCCCGGGCCUCCACUGAAAAUGGGUUCUUCUGGCCCAGUGGACUUCCCCGGUUAUCAAACUGAAAUAAAUAAAUAAAUAAUGCAUCAGUAAAA
Protopterus annectens (West African lungfish) is the source of this 4785-nucleotide messenger RNA. RefSeq names its product laeverin (gene LVRN). Gene Ontology annotation, biological process: peptide catabolic process; proteolysis. The coding region runs from base 661 to 3570 and encodes 969 amino acids. Gene Ontology annotation, molecular function: peptide binding; metalloaminopeptidase activity; zinc ion binding. The transcript is spliced from 20 exons. NCBI's taxonomy places the organism in Eukaryota, Metazoa, Chordata, Ceratodontiformes, Protopteridae. The record is from RefSeq and is a predicted model, not a curated record. Gene Ontology annotation, cellular component: cytoplasm.